CGGUUGGGUUAAUGUUAAUGGGUUCCCUAUAAUUAAACCACCCACAAUAUAAUAUGUCUGUUCUUUUUCCAAUACUUAGGAAUAUUUUCAAGGGUUUCACAAAUAUUAUCUGAAAUUCAGUCCCUUUAUCAUAGAAUUUGACGAACCAAUUUCUUCUCACUCUAAGCGCUCUUGCAUUACUCAUCAGAACGAUUCAUAUACAUACAGGGCUGAAAUUUGAAGUUCUUAAAGGCCAGGAAGCUUUUCUGAAAUUCUUAAUUUUUGUUAUUGAAUUUACAUUUUAUUUAAAAAUUGUGCAUAUAAUUAUAUCUGCUUGAUUCUGCUCUGUAUAUGUUCUUCAUUAAUGCUAAUUUUUUCCAGAUCAUAUCCGAGCCAAAGUUGUGCAUCGUACUUUUUUCACACACAUUCAAAGCAGUGUUACUAAACCCGGAGCCAGACGCCAAAUUGGUCCGGUCCCACCCCGCCAAAACCCAGAAAAAAUUGGGUUGUGUACCUUAAGCAUCAUUGAAUCCCCAAUGCCUGUUUCCGACUUUCAAAAAAUCCUACUUAGUACAACAAAGUCUUGGAAUGGAGAUCAAUAGAGUGGAAGCCCUUAAGGCAAAAGAAGUUGCAGAGAAGAAGCUGUUGGAUAAGGACUUCAUUGGUGCCCGAGUUUUCGCUCUAAAAGCCCAAAACCUGUUUGCGGGCCUAGAUGGGCUCGCAAAACUGGUUGAAGUCAUCAACGUCUACUGUAACAUCCGGAAGACGAUCAAUGGAGAAGUAGACUGGUACGCUAUCCUCGGCGUGGAUUCUUUGGCAGACAACCAAACGUUGUGGAAGCAUUAUACGAGGAUGUCUUUGACCCUUCAGCCCCACAAGAACGACUCUUGCAGGGCCAGUGGGGCCUACAAGAUACUCUCUGAAGCCUGGAGUCUCUUGUCUGAUCCUGCUAAAAGAGCUAGCUAUGACAUGCGACAACGGCUUGCUGUAACGACCGCCGCUAGUAAUAUCCGGCCAACCACCACACAACUACCACCACCACCGGCUUUCCUGCCAGGGAGAAAGACCUUCUGGACUAAAUGCAGCACCUGUGGCACACAUUUCGAGUACUCAGUAGUCUACCUCCACAAACUCCUCGCCUGCGCCCACUGCCAUUCGCCAUUUUGGGCAACAGAGGAAAGGGCUCAUUUAGAUCGGCUAUUCCCAAAAUGCCCCUCUCCUGGGGCGAGACUCCUUCCAACUCCUCCAAACAUGGCAACAAUGCCGUCUAAAAUGUCUUCUGGGGUUGGCCAAAUGAGGCCAAUGGUGCCACCUUCCUGUCCAGCUACUGCUACACAAGCAGAGGAAUUCAGGUUCAAAAGAAAGAGGAUGAUGGCUCAAAUAAUGGCUUCAAAAGAAAAUGCUUCAGUGAAUAAAAAAACCAAACCCAAAGUUAUGGGGGUGGAGAUGCGCAAUAUGCUAAUAGGGAAGGCCUUAUCAGAAGUAAAAAAGAAACUAGAGCAAUGGGAUUAUGUUACAGAGAAAGAUGAGAAAUAUGACAAUGACAAGCUGAAGAAGAAGAAGAAGAAGAACAAGAAGUCAUCAUCAGAUAAUCUUCUUCUUGAGUCUUCAACAAUGAGUGUUCCAGAUUCAGAGUUUCAUGAUUUUGAUAAGGACAGAAUGGAAGAAUCUUUUGCAGAGAAUGAAGUAUGGGCUGCUUAUGACUGUGAUGAUGGGAUGCCAAGAUAUUAUGCCAUGAUCAAGAAGGUGAUGUCCAAAAGACCAUUCAAGACAUGCAUCAGUUGGUUGAACUCCAAGACUAACAGUGAACUGGGACCUAUGAAAUGGGUUGUUUCUGGGUUUCCCAAAACCAGUGGUGACUUCUGGAUGGGCAAGUCUGUGGUCAACGCUUCCCUCAACACAUUCUCCCACAAGGUUAGGUGGACAAAAGGUCCCCGCGGUGUCAUCCGGAUCUACCCGAGUAAAGGCGACGUUUGGGCUCUGUACAGCGAGUGGUCACCCGAAUGGAACGAGUUGACUCUGGACGGUGUGGUUCACAAGUAUGAGAUGGUUCAAAUAGUCAAUGAAUUCGAGGACGGAGUUGCUAGGGUUGUUCCCCUAGUCAAAGUGCAUGGUCAUAGGUCGGUGUUUAAGCAGCACGCGGACCCCAACGAAAUCCGUUCUAUCACAAAAGAAGAGAUUUUCAGGCUAUCCCACCAAAUCCCUUCUUUUGUGAUAACAGGUUCUGAAGGUCCGAACGCUCCCCCCUCUGUGGGGUUUCUCGAGCUCGAUCCCGCUGCCUUGCCUCCUGAACUCCUCGAUGUCAUAAGAGUUGAGGAACAUGGGAAGGAGGUGGGAGGAGAAGGGAGGCCCCACGGUCAAGAACCCGACAUUGUGGACCCACGCUUUCGUUUGACAUAUUUCAGAAAACGAAAGGGGAAAAAGUCAACGAUUAAGAGGCUGAUGAGAUGAUGACACCCAGUGAUCAAAGGGAAUAGAGCCUCUUUUGAAAUGACAAUGAAGAGUACAUAGAACUAUAGAAGAGCACUGACUUUUUGGAAUUAGGGCCAAAUGUAUAGAAUGUUAAAGAUAGGUGAUCAAAUGAAACCAAACCUCUUAUGGAGUGACAAUGAAGAGUACAAAGAAGAGAUUUUUUUUGUAAUGUAACAUUAAAUGGUUGUAAAGAGUAUAGGUAGAAAUAUGUAGUUUUUGACAUUAAAAAUGAAAUAGUUAUGGAUUU
Molecule: messenger RNA, 2698 nt
Organism: Cuscuta campestris
Lineage: Eukaryota; Viridiplantae; Streptophyta; Magnoliopsida; Solanales; Convolvulaceae
Source: the annotation of a GenBank genome assembly